Molecule: messenger RNA, 2400 nt
Organism: Paramormyrops kingsleyae
Lineage: Eukaryota; Metazoa; Chordata; Actinopteri; Osteoglossiformes; Mormyridae
Product: NADPH oxidase 3
Biological process (GO): defense response; superoxide anion generation
Cellular component (GO): plasma membrane; NADPH oxidase complex
Molecular function (GO): superoxide-generating NAD(P)H oxidase activity
Source: RefSeq, a predicted model, not a curated record
UACUUAAGCGUAGCCUAUUAUCUAGCAAGUAAUGUCUCUGGACAAGCUGUAUACAUUGGCUUACUUUUAAUUGUGUAAUCUAUUUCGCUAGAUUUAGUGCAAUAAUACAAAUAAUAAUAAAUAAAAACUAAAAACAGAAUCACAACAUGACUGAGCCUGUAUUACCGUACAGUACGUUUUUGUAGGACUCAGAAUCAAACGAAUAUACCGUUAGCGGCCACCAGAGGUCGUGGUUCUACAUUCCUUUAAAAGUUCAAGGGUGCAGGGAUAGAUAAGCAUCCGUGGUGAUAUUUGUAUAGGACAGAAAGAUGAGUCUCGGCUUAGUGCAGCACCGAAAUUGAUUGAGGAAUAUCUCAUUAUGAACUUGAUUAUUAAUGAAGGAGUGUCUGUGUUUAUGGUGGUACUGUUGGUGGGAGUCAACGUCGCCCUGUUCACAGUCACGUUCCUCUAUUACAGUAGCCAGGAGGCUUUUUCCUACACCCGUGUCAUGCUGGGGUCGGGUCUGGCUUUUGCCCGAGCCUCUGCGACGUGUGUGAACCUGAACUGCAUGGUCAUAUUGCUGCCAGUGAGCCGCAACCUCGUCUCCCUCUUGCGAGGCUCCUGCACUUGCAGAUGCAGAGUGUUAAGAAAGCAGCUGGACAAAAACAUCACUUUUCACCGUGUGGUGGGCUACCUGCUGGUGUUUCACUCCGUUGUCCACGUUAUUGCCCAUCUCUCCAACAUUGAGAGGUACCACGAGAGUCAGUCUACGGAAGCAGGAGAGCUGUUGCUGAAACUCUCCAGCCUGGGAGACAGGUUAAAUGAGAGCUUUUUGAACCCCAUCCGCACCUAUAACACUACGCCUACAAAGGAGGUGCUGGUUAACGUGUCUGGGCUCUCCGGAUUGGUCAUCACACUGGUCCUGGCUCUGAUGGUCACUUCAUCUACCGAGUUUAUCAGGCGCUCCUCUUACGAGGUGUUCUGGUUCACCCAUCACUUCUUUGUGGUCUUCCUGGUUGGGUUGGUCAUUCACGGCAUUGGGGGCAUUGUCCGGGGACAGACUGCCGAGAGCCUGCUAAUGCACAACGUCUCCUACUGUCGAGAGCACUUAGAUGAGUGGGGGGAUGUGGACCAGUGCCCCCUACCACACUUCCGGGGAAGUGACCCAGCGUCGUGGAAAUGGAUAAUCGCUCCCUCCCUCCUUUACAUCUGUGAGAGAAUCCUGCGUUUCACUCGCUCUUUACAACCAGUGGCCAUUACUAAAGUGGUGACUCACCCAUCGAACGUGGUGGAGCUGCAGAUGACGAAGACGGGCUUCCGCAUGGAGCCAGGCCAGUACGUGUACCUGCAGUGUCCUGCCAUCGCCCCUCUGGAGUGGCACCCCUUCACCCUGACGUCUGCCCCCGAGGAGGACCACUUCAGCGUGCACGUGCGCGUGGCGGGGGACUGGACGGCUGCCCUGUAUGCGGGGCUUGGGUCAUCUGCCAAUCAGUUUAAUCUUUUCUGAGUACUGUGUCUCUCCCCCAGCCUGGCGGUGGACGGCCCGUUCGGCUCGGCCAGCCGUGACGUGUUCCGGUAUGAGGUCAGUGUGUGCAUCGCGGCGGGUAUUGGAGUCACCCCAUUCGCCUCUGUCCUCAAAUCACUCCAGUACAAGUCCUCAAAUCCCAGGAAAGCCAUGAAACUCCAGAAGCUCUACUUCUUCUGGAUCUGUCGUGACACCACCGCCUUCGAGUGGUUCCGGGACCUCCUGCUCUCCCUGGAGGGUGACACCACGGGUACGGGGCGCCUCGUCAGCUUCCACAUCUACCUCACCAGCUGGGACGAUGCUCAGGCACGCCACAUCACCCUGCACCGUGACUCCCAGAGGGACGUGGUCACCGGCUUCAGGGAGAAGACGUUCUUCGGCAGGCCCAACUGGGACCAGGAGUUUCGGAGCAUUGCAGACUCACACCCUGGCAGCAACAUCGGUGUGUUCCUGUGUGGACCCAAAGCCAUUUCCAAGGUCAUCCGCAAAAUGUGCAGCACUCACUCAACUUCAACACUGCGGGGAGUGCACUUCCACUUCAACAAGGAGAGAUUUUGACACACUGAUGAGGAUGAGCUCGUUUUUCAUGAGUCAAGCCGCAAACCACGCAGAUUUUGCACCCAGGAAAAUAAAUGCCGUAGUAGUUAAAAUAUGGCGGUGUUUAAGUGUGCCCAAAGUGCAUAUAUGUUUGUCUUUGACACAUCCUCAUUUGAAUAUUGAUUUGUCUGGAUCUGAAGGGGAAGAAUGUAAUUUAUUCAUGGUAAGCAUAGAUUAAAAAUAUUUCAUGAAAACAGGGACAUGGUUAAUGUUACGUAAAGGUGAAUGCCUCCAUAAAAUUCUGUUUAGCUUGCAUGAAAAAUGGAAAUUGUAUGUAUAAUAUACACUCACUCAAACCA